This is a messenger RNA of Fusarium falciforme, 1026 nucleotides long. RefSeq lists its product as hypothetical. The record is from RefSeq and is a predicted model, not a curated record. Lineage: Eukaryota; Fungi; Ascomycota; Sordariomycetes; Hypocreales; Nectriaceae. Bases 1 to 1026 code for a protein of 341 amino acids. The transcript is spliced from 4 exons.
AUGAGUUUCCCAGGUGCAGGGCCUCCACCUGAGGGCGUGGUGCCGAAUCUGGAGCACCCCCAGGAUGUGCUCAAGUCGUGCAAUUACGUCACUCAGGCAUUGACCCUCGUGUUUGUGUCUGCAUUUGUUGCAACUCGAUUCUACGCCAAGUCCAAGGUGAUGGGGGGAGGCAUAACUCGUGAUGACUCUGGGACAUACGGCGGUGGGCUCAAUCAAUGGGAAGUACGAAAAGAGCAUGCACAGAUAUUCUUUCGGUCCGGAUACGCCGCCACCAUUUUUUACGCCCCCAUGGCCUUGACAGUCAAACUCGCCCUCCUCUCCAUCAUCAUCCGAGUCUUUGGAUCAGUCCACAAAAAAACAAUGAUCGGCAUCUAUGUCUUCAUCGGUAUGCUGGUAGUAUACUACGUAUCGGGUGUCUUGAUCAAGAUAUUCAUCUGCUGGCCCAUCAGCGCAUACUGGAAAGGAGAGACGGACAAAUGCCUGGACCAGAGUGCCAUCAUCACUGCUGAUGCCAUAAUUAGCACCGUCAGUGACUUGGUCAUUCUGCUAUUGCCUACUCCUCUUACUUGGUCUUUGCAUUUGUCUAAAAGAAAGAGGCUUCGAGUUAUUGGCAUUCUUUGUGCCGGAGGUGUGGCAACCGCAUUUAGUAUCUACCGUCUCGCAAUGAUCCUGCACGAGGGCAAGUCACCAAACCAGACCAUUGUCUUUACAAAAGUCAUCCUCUCUGGUAACGCGGAGGCCGGAAUUGGACUCAUUUGUGCUUGCCUCCCCUCCAUCAGCGCUCUCCUGGUUCGGCGUCAAGGGUAUCCCUACUACGGGAACCAAAGCCACUCAAAUCAUGGCGAGUUCAGUCGGGGAGAAAUCAUGAUGACCCGAUCUUUUCACGUCGAGACGGGCAAGGUUGCCAAGGAACCACAGCCCGAUGUGUACGACCUUGGUCACGAUGAGGCGGGAUUGGUCGCCGGGAGGCAGGCUAAUCCGAAGAGUAACCUAUCGAGCCGGAGGGGGUCCGAAUCUACAAGUUAA